AUGUUCGGAGACUCCAAUGAGCGGACGCCCCUGCUUCAGGAGCAGUUUCCAGGCCAGCUACCACCCUCUGGCACAGUACAAAACGAAGAGAACCUGGGCGAUGCAUACAGACAGUUCUGCUUCCUUGUCGGCAACAACCCCAUGGACCAAUCUUCAAGCAAUAAAAACACGCCUCCACGUGAAACACUUUAUUAUCGGGCUCUGCAACAGCGCAAGCGACAAUCAUUGAUAUACGCACUCACGCGAGCUCUUACCAAUACACUGUUGCUGGCUCAAGUAGUUCUAGGAGCCGCGUUGACUGGUCUUGGGGCUGCAGACUCUCCCGGUUGGCUUAUCACUGUAUUUGGCGCCGCAAACACUGUUAUCGCAGGCUUGGUCGCGUUCUUGAAGUCGCGAGGGCAACCGAUGCGUGCAAGGAUGUUCAGAGAUGACUUGGACCGAGUCGUAGACGAGAUUGAGAAUUCCGCCACAAUGUGGAGAGGGAUCUCACAAGGGGUGCAUGGUUACGACGCAAUAGACACAGAUGAUGCAGUUACUGUUAGGAGCGAAGUUGCUAGACUGACUAGACUUUACGACUCAGCGGUAAAGACGAACACCAUGAACGACCCUGAUCAUUACGGAUCUGGCAUCUCUCUCGACAAUGCGCAACGCGGCUUGAGAACCCGUACAAACCAACCGUUUCAACCCACCCAACCACAGCCACUUGUUCCAGAUGUCACCACUCCUCCUGCUCCGAUCGCUGUCUCGGGACCCUCAGUAGACUCUGAUGAAAGCCCUGCUACUCAUCUAGCAGUGUCGCCGAGCAAGGACGCCGAGGUACAGAAAGACGACACACCUAAAACAGCUCAGGACUCAAGCGGACCAGUUGAUGGUAAAUCCACUCCAUCGGCAUCUGUUCCCUCUACAUCUGGUCCAGCCGAGCCACCAGUCRAAGCGACGGCGCCACCGCUGGUGAACAGCACGGAUCCGGAUGCCAGUCCGGCUACGGCAGCCGACGUUCCCAGGGCCAAGGAGAAGGACAAAUUGAAAGAUAGUAAUACCACUACUGCUGUGGCAUCAAAGAUGGUCUAG
This is a messenger RNA of Ramularia collo-cygni, 1071 nucleotides long. RefSeq lists its product as uncharacterized. The transcript has 2 exons. NCBI's taxonomy places the organism in Eukaryota, Fungi, Ascomycota, Dothideomycetes, Mycosphaerellales, Mycosphaerellaceae. The record is from RefSeq and is a predicted model, not a curated record. Bases 1 to 1071 code for a protein of 356 amino acids.